Messenger RNA from Perognathus longimembris pacificus (Pacific pocket mouse), 3446 nucleotides. It is a transcript of the gene Sanbr, whose product is annotated as SANT and BTB domain regulator of CSR. The record is from RefSeq and is a predicted model, not a curated record. The transcript has 22 exons. NCBI's taxonomy places the organism in Eukaryota, Metazoa, Chordata, Mammalia, Rodentia, Heteromyidae. Bases 267 to 2420 code for a protein of 717 amino acids.
GGGCCCUGAGGCCGAGGUGGUGGGCUGGGUUGCCGGAGUUCUGGUCGCGAGCACGGGCGGUGCGGGCCGCUGCAGGUGAAUGAGGCACAGCAAGGGCCGCAGCGGCCCAGUGGAGAUGAAGAAACUGAAAUACAUAUUAUUGGAACCAGAUAAUACUGUGAAUGUUGAAACCAGGAUACAAAGUUGGACUGUCUGACUUCAGAAUCUAUAAUCGCUAUACUAGCCCUUCAGUGAGGUACAUCACUGAUUGAUAAGAAGUUCCUAAGAUGAGUCGUGGAUAUUCAGAAAACAACAACUUCCUGAACAAUAAUAAUCAAAUGGUCUUGGACAUGAUCCUCUAUCCAUUAAUUGGAAUCCCUCAGACCAUCAACUGGGAAACUGUGGCAAGGCUUGUGCCUGGAUUAACACCUAAAGAGUGUGCAAAAAGGUUUGAUGAACUGAAGAGCAGUGGCAAUUCACCUGUUGACAACCAGUAUAAUCCCCUAAUGGCUACUGGAGAGAGUCCUGUUGAAACUUUAGCAACAUAUAUCAAAUCCUCACUUCUUGACAUUCAAGAUUUUCAGGAGACUGCUGAUGGUCAGGAUGCUGUUUCCAAAGCAGGAAGACAUAGUAUAGCUUCCACAAGGAAUUGUUCUUCAGAAAGUGAAAAUUGUACUACUCGUAAUGGUGGAGAAAAGACUGAAGAAUCUGAAGGGCCAAACAUGGUGAUCCAUGUAUGUGAUGAAGCAAAAGACUUGAAAGAAGAUUUUAUUUGCCCACGAGAUCUUUUGAUAUCAGAAAUGAAGUACUUUGCUGAAUAUUUGUCUAUGGAUGCCCAGCGCUGGGAAGAGGUGGACAUUUCAGUUCAUUGUGACGUGCACAUUUUCAACUGGUUGAUAAAAUAUGUUAAAAGGAACACUAAGGAGAAUAAAGAUUGUGAAAUACCCAAUUUAGAGCCAGGAAAUGUCAUUUCAAUUCUUAUUUCUUCAGAGUUUUUGAAAAUGGAUUCAUUAGUUGAGCAGUGUAUUCAGUAUUGCCACAAAAAUAUGAAUGCCAUAGUAGCUACCCCAUGCAACAUGAACUGUAUUAAUGCAAAUCUUCUCACACGUAUAGCUGAUCUGUUUACACACAGUGAAAUUGAUGAGUUAAAAGACAAAAAAGAUAAGUUUAGGAGUAAACUUUUUUGUAAGAAGAUUGAGAGAUUGUUUGAUCCUGAAUACUUCAACUCAGACUCUCGGGGUAAUGCGGCAACAUUAUAUAGAUGCUGUUUGUGUAAGAAACUUUUAACAAAAGAAACAGAAAGAAGAAUUUCUUGUGUUCCUGGAAAAAUCAAUGUGGAUCGACAUGGAAAUAUUGUCUAUAUUCACAUAAGAGAUAAAACUUGGGAUGUUCACGAGUAUUUGAAUAGUCUUUUUGAAGAAUUAAAGUCUUGGAGAGAUGUCUAUUGGCGCUUAUGGGGAACGAUAAACUGGCUAACCUGCUCGAGAUGUUGUCAGGCUUUCCUCUGUAUUGAAUAUUCACAUUGUCAAUAUCACUCUGAAAUGGUGAUUUAUCCUCCCACAGCAAGUUCACCAAGCACCGUUGGUACUGGACUUUAUCCCUGUUGUAACCAAAAGGUUCUUAGGUUUGAUCCCACUCAGCUCACAAAGGGAUGUAAAGUAAGGGACCACAUGAUUGCUCUUCGUGAUCAAGCUGAAGGUGGAGAUUUGAUGUCUUGUCCAACUAGUAAAAUAUUGGAUGAUCUAUACGGACACAAAGAUGUCAUUGUUGUGCCCUUUUUUAAAGAUGCUGAUAGUGAUCCUGCAAUUGGCAUCUGUGAUGAAAAAGGUCUAGAAUGUGAUGUUUUAUUGGAGCCAAAUACACCAUGGGGCCCCAAGACUGGGGAACUCAAUGUUUUCUUGUCACUGAAGAACUGGACUCUUCAACUGAAGCAACAGUCAUUAUUUUCAGAAGAAGAAGAAUAUACUACUGGAUCGGAGGUCACUGAAGAUGAAGUUGGUGAUGAAGAAGAAGUAUCCAAGAAACAAAGGAAAAAGGAGAAGCCAAAGAAGUUCACUAAGCAACCAAAAAAACAGAUGUCUUCACCUUGUGCUCAAAAGAAAGAAAAGGCUUUGGAAAAGUCAGCUGCUAGAGAUGUGUCUCCUUUUGUUGUGAGUAUUCAGAAGAAUAAAUGGGAUGCCACAAGAUCCUUGAGAUUCAACCAGGAUGCACAAAGAGAAGAUGAUCAGCGGCGGAUGUCUGAAAUUACAGGGCACCUAAUAAAAAUGAGAUUGGGUGAUCUGGACCGAGUCAAGUCAAAGGAAGCAAAAGAAUUUGCAGGAGGUAUUUAUUCCAGGCUCGAAGCACAAAUCAAAGCCUCAGUGCCUGUCAGUGCACGGCAGAGCAGUUCUGAGAAAAACACAAGAUCUAAAAGUCGUUUUUGUCAAGGGCGUCCUGCAUAAAGCUCCUUAAAGUAUAGAAAGACCGACUCACGUUCCUGGACAUCUGAAAUUGAUCACUCUUGAAGAUCUUCAGAACAAUGGCUUCUAGAUAUCUGAUUUAUUAGUUGUCCUUGCAAGGCACAUAAAUUUAAUUUUAAAAGAAACAUAUAUUAGGUUUUAUGAAAAUCUCAUUGUAAAUGUGAAACUUCUUAAAUCUAAUUUUCUUUAAGAAUGAUUCUCAGCUAUGUAGUAUACAAUUGUUUAUAGAUUUUCCAUAGUUAAUAUCCCUAAUACUUGUUAGCCUUUAUUUAUUUGAAAGAAAGGAAAACUACAUUGUCAAGUUAUCAAUUUUUUUAAGACCUUAAAAAAGUAGAGGAAUACAACUGGUAGUGUUUCUGUGCAUGUGCACUGAUAGUGUGUAUUUGGUGCUGUAUCUUAGGUAUAAUGUCAAGGAUUGCAAUUUGUGAUGAAAUCUCCAGUGAUGCUCUGUUAAGUCCACAUGUGUAUUAAGGAGUGACAGAUCUCAAGACUGCAUUAAAUAAAUAAAGUUCCAGGAUGAGGUAUUUCAGUGCUGUGUUGUGCAGAGGGUUGUGUUCAGCAUUAUUCCAUGGAAAAUAUAAUGUUAAUCCAACCUUUAUUUCAUUCAAUUUUUUUAUGCUUACCUAUUGGGCAUCUGAGCUGGAAUUACUGGUGAUUACCUCAUUUUUCUGUGAAGCUAGUGCCAUUAUGAAUUUGCUGAAUAAUGAUUGAUAGUUUGAAGAGAGUAAAAUUUUUCACUGUAUAGUUCUCAGGGUUCCAAGACCUAUCCACACAUCUGUAACUAUUCAAAUAGCCCCUUAAAGCAGUUGUUUGCUAAUUACUUUAAAAUAGCCCCUAAAAUAUCCCAAAUACAUUUGGUGAAUAACAACUUGCACAUAUUCAAGAAAAAUGAAAAUAAAGUUCUAUUAUCUAGAUCAUGUUUUAAGUUAUCUAACCAAGCAGGAAGAGUAUAGACUGAAAAUUUGUUCAAAUCCAUAAGCAAAUAAUAAAUUAUGUCCUUGGAAAUUA